Molecule: messenger RNA, 1356 nt
Organism: Amoebophrya sp. A25
Lineage: Eukaryota; Dinophyceae; Syndiniales; Amoebophryaceae
Source: the annotation of a GenBank genome assembly
UGCGACCAUACAGUACAACGGGCGCCAGAAUUCGACAGUUCCUAGACGAGUGGCUCAUGUGCACGGAAGCUCUCUCAUUAAGGCUAAUUCUGUACAUCCACAUGGUGCAUUCGUCUCAGCGUUUAUGGUAGUGCUACCCUUGGCGCCUUUACUAGUUAUCUUUCAACUUUACUUGAGGGUUAUGUUUUUGAAAAAGGCGCCAAGGAAGGACGCCUCCCGCAAGAACAAGGAUGCCCACAGACACGCUAGCUCCUCUAAUCUCGGUAGCGAUUCCCUUCCGUCAGCCACAACCCAGCAGCGCUUUCUCGGAAAAGCUGACCAUGUAUCUGACCGAGAGGCAUGUCUUCUUUCGCUGGCACCACAGCGCUCGCCGUGGCGCAAGUCCGAAAGACACAGUAAUCCAGUUUGCACCCCAUGCAGCAUUUAUGAUGGCUAUUCAUGACAAGACUGCGGGAGAAGUGUUGCUGUCUUUCGAGUCUCCAGACGACCCCCAAAGUCGCAAGGAACUCACGAUUACAGCCUCCGAAGCCGAAGCCCAAGCUGCUAGGCGAUAUUUGUUCGCGAUUUGUGCGAGGUAAGUACUAGCUUGGAGCUUAAUUACUUUUGUUCCAGAAGUUGGAGGAGGCCUCUGUUGACGUUUAUGACUCUCUCAGCUUUAUAUUUAUUACUUUUCCCGAACCGGCGGCAUAAGGCCGUCCUCUGUCGUUGAUUGUUUUUUCCAUUUUUUUUGUUUUUUCACAACUUACUAAUUGGAACUAGGUUCAGUAAUCAUUCAUUGACGCCUUUCCAUCGAUAGAAUCCCAAAAGAGUAGCUCUCUUCGUAUUCUCAGGCAUUUCAAUUUUCUAAAAGCUGUCGCAGAAGAAACACGAAUUAGAAGUCAAAAACUUUUUUCCAAUGAUGAUCUUCAUCGUCGUCGUUUGUUAUCAUUAGAAUCGGCCAUCUCCAUUAGAAUCAGUAUCAUCUUUGUGAUUGCAGGUGCGUAGAGCGUUCCGCGCAUCCAUAUGUCCGAAAGUCGUUAUGUGUGUCCAGAUUGCUUAGAACUAAUAAAGUAUCUGUAGUAUGGUCGUGCUGGUGUAGUUUGUUGAAGUUGAUUUAUACUAGUACAGUGAGGACGGUUGUGUGCCUGUCUUAGCUGUUGAGUUGUAAAAAACAAACAUAUGAUACCUCACAAGGCCAAGCUGCUGAUGGAACCCUCAGAAAUUCGAAUAAGAGUCGCCCUCUGCUGUCCCCAAGCCGACAGCCCAUGGACAUCCAAAAAAGAACGACCCAGGCCCAAAAGCGCCCUCUUUCGACCGUAAUUGUCUCACUUGUUGCUGGCCGUGUAGUAGUUGGAAGAUAUUCAUUUUCAUGCUACG